AUGCCUCCAAGGCUUUCUCUUCACCAGCUAGGGAGGUCCAUUCAAAAUUUUCCUGUCGCUGUCGCCCAGCCCGCCGCCAGAUUCGCACGAUGCUUCUCAAACCAAGGACCCUCGCUUGCGCAGCCCCCGCGGAGUUGGACACCGACGCCAUUCGUGACCGAGACAGUGGGAGGUGGCUGGCACACUUAUGACAUAUUUUCUCGGUUAAUGAAGGAACGCAUCAUCUGUCUAAAUGGCGAAGUCGACGAUACCCUCUCCGCAUCGAUAGUCGCACAGCUCCUCUUCCUCGAGGCCGAUAACCCUGCCAAACCAAUCCACCUUUACAUCAACUCUCCGGGAGGCUCAGUAACAGCUGGCCUUGCAAUCUACGAUACAAUGACAUAUAUCGCCUCUCCUGUGAGCACAAUCUGUGUCGGCCAAGCAGCCUCGAUGGGCUCUCUCCUUCUCGCCGGCGGCGAAGCUGGCAAACGAUACUGUCUCCCGCACUCGUCGAUCAUGGUGCACCAGCCCUCGGGCGGCUACUUUGGACAGGCAUCCGACAUCGCCAUCCACGCGAAAGAGAUCCUCCGUGUCCGCACUCAGCUCAAUGAGAUCUACCAACGCCACCUGACUGGCAAGAAGCAGUUGUCCCUUGAUGAGAUCGAGAAGCUUAUGGAGCGCGAUUACUUCAUGGGUGCUAAGGAAGCGCUCGAGCUGGGAGUUAUUGAUGAAAUCCUGGAACGUAGAGUCCAGGGAAAGGAGGGUGCCGGGGAAGAGUCCAAGCCUCCUACUGCGUAA
Penicillium digitatum Pd1 is the source of this 777-nucleotide messenger RNA. RefSeq names its product ATP-dependent Clp protease proteolytic subunit. Gene Ontology annotation, cellular component: endopeptidase Clp complex. The record is from RefSeq and is a predicted model, not a curated record. NCBI's taxonomy places the organism in Eukaryota, Fungi, Ascomycota, Eurotiomycetes, Eurotiales, Aspergillaceae. Gene Ontology annotation, biological process: protein quality control for misfolded or incompletely synthesized proteins. Gene Ontology annotation, molecular function: ATP-dependent peptidase activity; ATPase binding; serine-type endopeptidase activity.